Lachancea meyersii CBS 8951 is the source of this 288-nucleotide messenger RNA. Lineage: Eukaryota; Fungi; Ascomycota; Saccharomycetes; Saccharomycetales; Saccharomycetaceae. The record is from the annotation of a GenBank genome assembly.
AUGGAUGACAAUAGCGUUCCGCUCAAAAUUCAGACCCUGAAGUUGAAGCGAAUUAAAGAACUAAACCGGAAACUAAAGGAGGAACUCGCAAGAGACAGAAUUACGGCUUCCAACGCAUGCCUAUCGAUUAUAGACUACGCUACGUCCCACAAGGACUAUGCAAUCCCUGAGAUCUGGGGGUACCCGAUGGCAGGCUCGAAUCCUCAUCGCAUGAAUACUUCUAAUUUACGUAGACGUUCACAACGUGCGUCAGGAUCCGGCGACAGCACAUGUUGUGUGGUGAUGUAG